UCCUGUCAUAGGGAGCUCUAGGGCCUGGCCCAGCUGGCUCCUGCUUGCACUUAAAGAGGGGCUGAGAAGCACCUGGUGACAUAUGGGAACAAGGCAGGGCCGUGGUGACAGACCCCCUGAAAAGAGGCUAUGCUGGAUCUCAUCAUCCUCAGCCUUCAUUUCUUCAUCUGCUUUCUAAUCUCCAUUGCAAUCUGGUGUGGACCAAAGGAUGUGGAUUUGCACAGCUCAAGAACAGGAGGAGCUGAAACAGAGCCAGAUGGUCUUAUAUUUAUUGGCAAAGAAGAGGACAUACAGAAGUCCCAAAGAAUAACAGCCAAAAUCGAUGGCAGAGAAAUUGUUGUUUUCUACCAUGAGGGGAAAUUUCAUGCUCUGGAUUCUCGCUGCUAUCAUGAAGGAGGCCCUUUAUGUCGUGGAGAAAUAGAGGAUAUCGAUGGACAGGCGUGUAUUGUUUGUCCUUGGCAUAAGUUUAAGAUUACCUUGGAAACAGGAGAAGGAUUGUAUGAAGGAAUAAAUCCUCUGGAACCAACACCAACACCAAAGUGGCAAUCAAAAGGAGUGAAACAAAGGAUUCAUAAGGUCACAAUAGACAAUGGAAAUGUUUAUCAAAGAGCAAAGCCUUCAACAUGUUAAAGUUGCUACCUUUAAAAAAAUACAUGGACUAUUCUGAGCUUUGAAGUGCUAGACUAUGCACCAAAUCUGGAAAUUUAAAUAUUUAAUGUCCUGUAGUUGAAUAUUCUUAUCUUGCCAGCCCUUUCUAGGUUCCUAGUUAUACUGGUAAGAGUGCAUGAAGCACAGGGAGGGAGACGAGGAGUGGUUACAUCAAGGCAGUGAUGCUAAGGAGGCUUUUAAGGCACAAUGAAGAGAGGAAGCAAUGAGAAGCUGUGGGGGUCAGUGGGUCAGUGGCUGGAUAAUUACCGUGUUAAUGACAGCGAUCAACAAGUCAUUCCCAUAGAGUGUUUUGUUUGUUUGCAGGGAGGGAGGUUUAGUUUAACUUGACAAAUGAGCAAAUGCCACCUGUUUUUCAUCACAGAUCAGCCAGGCAGGGACCAGAGAAAUACAUCCUAUGCUUUGGCAUGAAAAUUUUGUGAUGAUUCUGCAAGACAUUCAGGCUCUAUAACGAGCAAGCAGCUUGAAGACAAUAAAUAAUUUACGUUUAUGCUGUUAUGGAAACAUGUGUUUGAGAAAGAGAGGUGAAAACUAUGUAGCAGUUUGAAGUGCAGCAUGAAUCUUGACCUGAUGUACCUGCGCUGCGAACUUUGAUUAGACAGUGUUGAUUGUAAGGCUGGGUGCAGUCCUUUUCCUUCAGUUUGUAGUGCCUUGUUUUGCAAUGCUCCCCUGGCUGCACUCAGUGUUGCUUAUUAAAUUAAGGACCCCUUCAAUGUAAAACUUGCUAUUAAGCUGGAACUGAGAAGUUCAUUAUGGAGCAUAUUGGAGGAGAGCAGUUUGCAGGAUGACAGAUCACAGGGAGGGAAAAAUGUUCGUUCUGUAGGAAAGCGAUGUUAAAAACAGUGUUACAGUGUGGAAGCCCUUUUCAAUAGCUUUGUGCAGUUCCUAAUUUCGUACUUGGAAUGCAAUCAGUUAUGAAUUUUGCAUCUCUGGUUUCUGAAAUGAUCAGAAGGAUCUCGUGUGCUUCCCUUGCUGGUGGUACACAUAUGGACUGUGAGAGUCAGUGCUCACUGACCUCCACCACUCUGGCUUGGCAGCUGCUUUCCAAGGGGGAAAGCAGGCGAUGGGGAAGGGAAAUAACAGCAGUGGAGAGGUAUUUCAGCCUCUGUGUGUGUGUGGGGAGGCUGCUCUUUGCUGGCAGAGCCGCGCGAGAGCUGCAGACACAGCAGAGCGGACCCCUGGGGUCUUCCCCACUCUGGCUGCACCUGAAGUGUCUGGGGUCCAUGGUUUUCAUGGUCCGUGGGCCAGCAAAUUCAGUCAGCUCCAUCAGGAGGUGAGCAGGCACCAUGCUGGGAGAGAAAGGAGGAGUCAGUGAGGCUUAAGGGGGUGUGGUAAAUUGGGUCAGCUCUUCAAACUCUUUUCUGCAAACGCUGUUUUUGAUGCGGCAUUUAUUCAUGCAAACCCAUGGAUUUCAAUACGUGAAUUUUUUAGCUGAAUGAAGAAUUGAGCACAGUUUUCAGCCUCUGCCAUCCGUAAAUUAUUGAAGUAGACUAAAAAUGAAAGUGACAGUUUUGCCUGUAGGUAAAAUAUUGGAAAAUCAGUGCAGAUGUCCUAAUUAGCCCAUUUGUGACUCUUCCUCCAUGAGAUGAAGACAGUUCCUUGACAAAGGUAGUUGUGAUGCUUGAACAGUGGAAUUGUUCUCCUGAGAGAUGUCAGAGAGGUAUGGUUUAUUACUUCAAACCGUAGUAGUUAAAAAUCCAAGGCUUAUAAAAGAAAGACAAUUCCAGGAAUAAUUAUUCUACUUGAAAGUAAAAAUAUGUGUUAUCUUGUUAAAAGAAACAAGCAAAAAGUUAUAAUUCGUAUAACUGUUCAAAUUACAAUUAAUUUUUGCUACAGCUCUGAGCUGAGGACCCAGAUAGUGCAGAAAUUACCAGUAAAGGUGAUCCCUCUUUAUUAAGACAAUCACUGUGGUGGAAAAAGUGGUAAAGUUUUUGCCCCUACCGAAGUAGGUCCGUUGCACCUGAAGAUUUUCUGAUGUUUUUAAUGUAUGUGAGUUGUUUAAUGAAAGGUAUCGCCU
Molecule: messenger RNA, 2683 nt
Organism: Catharus ustulatus (Swainson's thrush)
Lineage: Eukaryota; Metazoa; Chordata; Aves; Passeriformes; Turdidae
Gene: RFESD
Product: Rieske Fe-S domain containing
Exons: 5
Coding region: 130-630 (166 amino acids)
Molecular function (GO): 2 iron, 2 sulfur cluster binding
Source: RefSeq, a predicted model, not a curated record